Molecule: messenger RNA, 2778 nt
Organism: Striga asiatica
Lineage: Eukaryota; Viridiplantae; Streptophyta; Magnoliopsida; Lamiales; Orobanchaceae
Source: the annotation of a GenBank genome assembly
UCUCUCUCUCUCUCUCUCUCUCAGGACACGCACGCACGCACGCGCCCCCUUUCUCUCCCACGCACUCCAACACGCAGACGAGUCCCCGGCUCUCCUCACCGUCACUCUCUCUCACAGCCAAGAAAACAACUGUCCACGUUCACUCCACCACUCACCCACCACCAAUAAACCAUACCACAAAUCUUCCUCCUCCGCCACCUGCACCGCCGUGACAGUCACCGUGAAACUACAUCCAAGCAACCAUAAAGACAAAAACCAGAUAAUAAUACCAACCCCACCAUCACACGCACACACUCAAUUUCCUCCAUUUUCCAGCUCCCUCUCUCCCCCAAAACACAAUAUAAUUAUCGUUACCUUCACUUUCACUCCCGUGCUCUGAGAAAGAUGAUGAUCCUCUUACUAAAUCAAGUCAGCUGAAGUUUUCAGAGGCUUUCCAUCACUCCCAAUGUCGAGAGAGGAAGCAGUUUCAAAGAAGUUCCGCGCUCUGGCGGAGAGUGCGGAGCGGAAAUUCGCGCGCGUGCGCGACGCGCCUCUGCAUCCGUACGGAGGUAGCGGGCCACAGUGCGGGCAUUUCUUUCACAAGGUUUUCAAGGCCUACAUGCGGCUAUGGAAGUAUCAGCAGGAAAAUCGGGCCAAGCUGAUGGAAUCGGGCCUUCAACGAUGGGAAAUCGGGGAGAUCGCUUCACGGAUCGGUCAGCUCUAUUACAACCAGUAUUUGAGGACUAGCGAAGUCAGGUUUCUUCUAGAGGCCUACAUCUUUUACGAGGCAAUUUUCCGAAGGAAGUAUUUUGAUGGCUCGGCCAAGGAUCGAGGGGUUAGGUUUAAGGAAUUGAGGUUUUACGCCAGGUUUUUGACGGUUUCCUUGGUCCUGUACCGCAUGGAGAUGGUGAAGUUGCUCACCGAAAGGUUUAAGGAAGUGGUGGAUGACAGUAAACUUAGUUUUCGGGAAACCAACUUCAAAGAGUGGAAGCUGGUAGUGCAAGAAAUUGUGCGGUUCAUGCAAGUUGAUUCAGCUGUCUCGCAUGCUAGACCCUUGCGUUAUACUGCCGUUUUCGAUUCUUAUCCAACCUCACUCCCUUCUGUGGCACGUUUUCAUGCUAAGAGGCUUCUGAAGUUUAGAGAUGCCCUGCUCACAAGCUAUCACAGACAUGAGGUGAAAUUUGCUGAACUCACGUUGGACACUUUUAGGAUGCUGCAAUGUUUGGAAUGGGAACCUUGUGGAACUUUCUACCAGAAACUUUCUGUCGAGUCGAGAGAGAAUGGCAUACUGGCUGAUCAUUCGGCUACUUCUGGAUUGAUAGACAUGAAUCUGAUUGCAGAUAUGUUAGACCCAAAUUUACCUCCAAAUCCUAAAAAAGCUAUUCUGUAUCGUCCAUCCGUGACACAUUUGUUAGCGGUGAUGGCAACAAUUUGCGAGGAGCUCCCACCAGAUAGUGUUAUGCUAAUAUACCUGUCUACUUCAGGGAUUUCCGGUCAUUGUAGUACUUCACAAGCUGAGAACUCUGGAACGUCGAGAAAAUACGCUUUGACCAGUGCCCCUGCUAAUAACCAUCAUGAACUGAGGAAUGGUUUUACUGAAGAUCAUAUUAAUAAUAGGGAGGGCUCAAAUCAAUAUUUUGAGAAUCAUUUGUCAUUAGGCCCAUGCAGAAGUGGAGGUUCAAAUAUCCUCUUCCCCGGUGAUAUAAUUCCUUUCACCAGAAAGCCUCUCUUUUUGAUAAUUGAUAGUGAUAACAGCCAUGCAUUCAAGGCAGCGAGGGAAUCAAAGUACGUUCUACAUGGAGCAGAAAGGGGUGAACCUGUAGCUUUAUUCCUUUCUCCUUUGAGGCCUUCAUUCAAGGAUCCAAUUGGUGUUGACAAGGCUCAUGGAAGCCAGUUCACUUUCUUCCUUACUGCUCCAUUACAGGCUUUCUGCCAAUUAGUUGAUCACAACUUAAUUAAUGAUGACAUGGACAUGUACAACACAACAGAAAGCAUACUUUCCAGUGCCUUCUCUAAAUGGGAGGACAUUCUCUGUACGUCAACUGACUUGGAUAUAGUUUGGGCUCAACUUCUUUCAGAUCCAUUUUUACGCCGGCUACUUCUUAGAUUUAUUUUUUGCCGUGCUGUUCUCUCUUUGUUCUGCUUUCGACCAAAAGAUGACCAGCACUUGCCUGUAUGCAUACCCGAUCUUCCCAAAUCAGUAGCUGCAGACUCCAAGGCUGUGCAACCUGCUAUAAACCGUCUUGCAAGUCAACUCAAGGUUGCUGAUUGUUUUAGUUUUUCAUAAGCGCUUCAUAAAAAAAGGGACCAGAAGAUUGUAUGCUGAAGUAUGGAAGGAUAAUCUGUAAAUUCUCCAAGGUACCUCAUAUCAUUAUUCGGGAGGGACUUAAAGAAGAUUUGUCCAAGUGGUAGGCGUAAUAGGAAGACAACAUACAUGCGUGCAUAUAUAUAGUUAUUUUUUCGGAGUUAUUUCUUUCGAGACCAUGAUGCCACCUCAAUGGUCCUAAAUCAAGAUUUUAUUUUGGUCUGGUGCUGUUUGAUUUCAUGCACUGUAUAAUUGUUGUUUGGGCGGGUUAGUGUGUUGAAUUAGCAUAUUGCGGUUGUAGUUUGUUACCUUAAUUAUAAAAGUUUUAGAUGUUAUUUGUUCAUACCUUUUGUAAAUUAUAAUUCCAUUAAGUAGAGGCUGAGAUUUUUAUUUUUGUAUCUUAUACAUUUGAUUUUCUUGCCUCAACAUGUUUUGUUAACGAUCAUUUUCUGUGUGACCUGGGGACAUCAUAAGCUGUUGAAACGAAGUGAUAG